AUGGUGAUAUCAACAUUUUACGUCAACUUAUAUUACCAGAUAACAUCAGGUGAAUAUAUUCAAAUGUCUGGUCGUGCUGGUCGUCGUGGUAAAGAUGAUAGUGGUACUGUGAUUCUAAUGGUUGAUGAAAGUAUGACCAGUGAACUAGCUCAUCAAAUUAUGAUGGGUCCACCACCCCCACUAAAUUCAGCUUUUCAUAUCACUUAUAAUAUGCUGUUAAAUUUAUUGCGUGUUGAAGAAAUUAAUCCAGAAUACAUGAUGGAGAGAAGCUUUUGCCAAUUCCAAAAUUUUGCCAGUCUUCCUAAUAUGUAUAAUGAACUGAAUGAAUUACGUGCCACUUAUGCAUCAACUGUUGUUGACGAUGAAGAAUCCGUAGAAUCCUAUCAUCAAAUUCAAUUAUGCUUCGAUGAACUAGUUGGACAGCAGUGGCAGUAUAUAAGACGUCCACAGUACAUAGUACCGUUUCUUCAACCAGGUCGUCUUGUUAAAAUUGUUGUUCAAUCCAUCUCGUACGGAUGGGGAGCUGUGAUCAAUCUGAAAAAACGUCAACGUAAAGAUAGAUCAUCUACACCUGAAUCAUUCUAUAUACUUGAUUGUUUAUUAUGCACAAAUCCAUCUAGAUCGAAUGCAGAUGAAUCUGGUUGUGAUGUACCUAGUGGGAAUGUAGUAGAUAACUCGGAAAUUUCAAAUUCAGUUACUGCUACUAGUAGUGAUACCUCAUCGAUGGCUGAGAUUAUACCUGUACGAUUAGAUUGUGUUGUUGGUAUUAGUGCUGUACGUUUAGUUGUCCCAAAUGAUCUUCGUUCAAAAGAGGCUAGACAAGGUGUUUUAAAUGCAAUUGAAAAGGUGAAAAUACGUAUGGGUGGUAGUUUGCCAGUUUUAGAUCCUAUUGCAGAUAUGCACAUUAGUGAUCCACGAUUCCUGGAAGUAAAUGAGAAAGUUACUGCUUUUCAAGAGAGACUACAGCAUCAUUGGCUUCAUGAUGACCCACGUCUUUCAGAACUUUCAAAAGUUUAUAGAAAGAAAGAGCAACUUCGCAAACGUAUCGAUGCUCUUACAGCCAAUCUGAAUAGUAAAGUUUCUUUAAUUCAACUGGAAGAACUAUCGGCUCGUAAACGUGUAUUAAGACGAUUAAAUUUCGUUUCUGAAUAUGACGUAAUCGAGUUAAAAGGUUGUGUAGCCUGUGAAAUCACCUCAGCAGAUGAGUUAUUAUUAACAGAACUUUUAUUUGAUGGGGUAUUCAAUAGACUGUCAUCUGAGCAUAUUGCAGCAUUACUUUCUUGCUUUGUAUUUGAGGAAAGAGCUUCGGAAAUGCCCAAAUUAACUAAGGAAUUAUCUGAUGCUCUGCGUACAUUACAAGAUACAGCCAGACGUAUUGCACGUAUUAGUAACGAAUGUCGUCUUCCAGUUGAUGAAGAUAAUUACGUGGAUUCAUUUAAACCUCAUUUAAUGGAUCUUGUUGAUGCAUGGACAAGAGGAGCAUCCUUUGCUAGCGUUUGUUCUAUGACAGACUUGUUUGAAGGCACAAUUAUUCGUACAUUGAGAUUACUUGAAGAGUUAUUACGGCAAAUGGCCAAUGCAGCUCGAACAAUUGGUAGCAAUGUUUUGGAAAAGAAAUUUGUUGAGGCUAUCGAAAAAAUCAAACGGGAUAUUGUUUUUGCAGCUAGUCUUUAUCUUUGA
Molecule: messenger RNA, 1680 nt
Organism: Schistosoma spindalis
Lineage: Eukaryota; Metazoa; Platyhelminthes; Trematoda; Strigeidida; Schistosomatidae
Source: the annotation of a GenBank genome assembly